GGUUGCAGCUGUUUUCCGCGAGCCUUGGAGUACCAGCUCGGGGCUGGCUGGGCGCAGCAGGUUGCCCUCCCUCCCUCCCUCCCUCGGCCGCGACUCCCGACGCCCCCGCGGCGGAGGCGUCUCGGCCCCCCCUUAGUCCUCCCUCCCUCCCUCUGCCCGCCGCCGCCGGCGGGGCGAUGGGGAGGCGCCCGGCGAGGCAGGAGGCUCGGGCCGGCCAGCCGGAGGAGCAGCCGCGGCAGAGGCGGCGUUGGCGUUGAGCGGGGCCCGCGGCGGCGAGCGGCUCGAGAUCAACAGCCAUGGGCUCUGCAGGGGCAGACCACUUCAAAGACAUCAGCCCUGUGGUGACUCCAGAGGGGAAUGUGGUGAUGAGCUUCAGCUUUGACAGCUACCAGCUGGAAGAAGAGGAGCUGCAGGCUAAAGGGUGUCAGGCCAAAGGAGUCCUCACUUUCAUGGAGCCAGUCUGUGAAGACCCCGAACCCCAGGAUCGCUACCAUGGGAUUUAUUUUGCUAUGCUGCUAGCAGGAGUUGGGUUUCUCUUGCCAUAUAAUAGCUUUAUCACAGAUGUGGACUAUCUUCAUCACAAGUACCCAGGGACCUCUAUCGUCUUUGAUAUGAGCCUUACCUACAUCUUGGUAGCCUUGGUAGCCGUCAUCCUCAACAACGCCCUGGUGGAAAUGCUGAGUCUCCAUACCAGGAUCGCUGUGGGGUACCUCUUUGCCCUGGGGCCCCUCCUGUUUGUCAGCAUCUGCGAUGUCUGGCUGGAUCUCUUCACCCGGCGGCAAGCCUACGCCAUCAACCUCAUUGCAGUGGGGGUUGUGGCCUUUGGUUGCACAGUGCAGCAAUCCAGUUUCUAUGGCUACACCGGGAUGUUACCAAAGCGCUACACCCAGGGAGUGAUGACUGGCGAGAGCACUGCUGGGGUCAUCAUUUCCCUGAGCCGCAUCUUCACCAAGCUCCUCUUGUCAGACGAGAAAGCGAACACCAUCAUCUUCUUCUUCAUCUCCAUUACCCUUGAGCUUAUUUGCUUUGUCCUUCACCUCUUGGUCAAGCGGACACACUUUGUGAAGUACUACACCGCUCGCUCUCGGGACGGGGAACCCAAGUUCAAAGGGGCUGUGGACCACAGCACUGGAUACAGGGUCCACCAUGAUGUCACUGCAGAAGAUAUCAGAUUUGAGAACCGGCAUCGUGGGCAACAGAGCUCUCCUCCGGACACCUUUGGCCAGGAAGGGGAGCUGGCGGGCAGCGGCACCUACAUGAGAUUUGACGUCCCUCACCCUAAAUUCCAAAGGAGCUGGCCCAGUUUCAGAGAUAUGAUGCUGCAUCGCUACAUCGUCUCCAGAGUGAUUUGGGCCUACAUGCUCUCCAUAGCGGUGACUUACUUCAUCACGCUGUGCCUCUUCCCUGGGCUGGAGUCGGAAAUCCGGAACUGCACUCUCGGAGAGUGGCUCCCCAUUCUUACCAUGGCUAUCUUCAACCUCUCAGACUUUGUGGGCAAGAUCCUAGCCGCCUUGCCUUACGACUGGAGAGGAACCCAUCUUCUUGUAUACUCUUGCCUGAGAGUGGUCUUCAUCCCUCUCUUCAUAAUGUGCGUUUACCCCAAUGGCAACCCCACCUUUAGCCACCCCGCCUGGCCCUGUGUCUUCUCCCUUCUCAUGGGGAUCACCAACGGAUACUUUGGCAGUGUGCCCAUGAUCCUGGCAGCUGGCAAAGUGAGCCCUGAGCAGCGCGAACUGGCAGGGAACACUAUGACAGUCUCCUACAUGACGGGGUUGACCCUGGGCUCCGCAGUGGCGUAUUUCGCCUAUAGCCUCACCAGCACAUCCCACAGCACCUGCUUCCACACUGAAACCUACAACGGCUCCAUCACAGAAGGCUACUGAGAGGGCAGCCUCUUCUGAUUUGCAAGGUUGUUGCAGGCAAGAGGGGAAGAGGUGGGGCUCCCGCAAAUCGGCUCCCCUGCAGGAUGAGCUCCAGGCAUGUCUGGACUGUGGUGGGAAACCCCAACCUCACAGGGGCUGAUUUUCACUUGGAGGACAGGCAAAGGGGAAAUUCUCCGGCUCAAGGCUUGUUGAAACAAACUCUCCUGUUUAUUUCAAGUGGGCUCAUGUGCAGGAUCAUUUUCCUGCAGGGUGUUCCCCAUGGACUGGAUCUGGCUGCCCUCCUUAAAAUCCUGAUACAGCCACUGCCUGGCCCCUUUCCUUGUGAUAGGAGAACCACCACCACCCCACUCCCCCAACACAAAUUCUCCUCCCCUUUCCAGGGCCUGCAAGCUCUGCCACAAACUGGCCGUGGGAGAGGCCUGGCUUUUGCACUCGAAGCUGUUUGUGUGUUUUGCAGGGAAAGGGCUUGAGGAGGGAAACAGCCACAAGGGAUGCUUUGUGCAAAGGGGGCCGAGUUGCUUCUUUUAAUAAUAAUAAUAAUAAUAAUUUUAAUUUAUAAGUCGCCUAUCUGGCCAAUGGCCACUCUAGGCGACGUACAACUCAAUUAAAAUACAUCAUAAUAAAUACAGUACAACAAUAAAACAGUAAAACAGUGACAGUUCAGAGUAGCAGGCAAUUAGUCAAAAAGAUUUACCCUCCCCGGAGGCAGGCAGGCAGGGAUAAGAAAUGGGAAGAGGGUUAGAUGGGUUCAGGCAGGUACACCAAGAAGGCUUGUUAAUAAACUGGCCUUUCCCCUGAAGCUGCUCCAUCCUGAUUGGUCUUGUCGUGAUACUUUUUCUCCUGUCAUAGACUUGUCCAAUUAAAAUAAAAAAUAGGCUUGCUUAUUUUACGUUAUGGAGGAGAGUAAACAUGUGGAGCAACUUUUACUGGAUCAUAUCGCUUAAGGCUGCAGGGGAGGAGCUGGUAUCUGAACAUUCUCCUACUAAAAAUCAACCACACCUCCCCGUUACAUGGAAAGGUAACAUGUAGGAAAGUUCUAACUUGCUCUUCUUCCUGACCUGCUACCUUUCUAAGUGCGGGGCAGCUAUGUGACAAUUCAAACAUGAGAUCCCCUCUCUCCCUCUCUCUCCGCCCUUAGUUUUUAAGUGGCACAAGCCAGGAAAACUGCACUGUGUGAUCCUAUUGGACAUAUAGGUUGGCUGUAAUCUCUCAGGUUGCAGGAAGCAUGUAGCGUGGCCUAGCUGUCCAUGGGCUCCAGUCAAAGGAUUUUAGGAAUCUUUUCUCCAAAAUAUUAAAGGGACAGGAGCCUCCAUCAGGAAAAGCAAGUGAGCUGUCCUGUCCUCUUCUUCUUCUUCUUCCCAUGUCUUAUCAUUGGGGCAGUAAAUGAGUGAAGCCCCCAAAACAUUCCAAUACUGCAGCAAGGACAGCAGCUGACAGUUUUGCUCCAAGACCUCUUUAGUUCUAGAUACUUUUAAGUGGGGCAGUCUCCACAACCACCACUGACUGCUGUGUAAACAAAAUUAGGUUGCCCCAAGUUGAGACUGUAGGGGAGGUAUUGCCCCACAAGCUGUGACAGAUCUGCUUGAGCUGGACAAGCACCAAAUGCGCGUCCUGACCCAACAGCCACUCCAGACGCCCAGGUCUCCAGUGAGGCAGCUGGCUGCAUUGUCUGGCUCCUCAGUGGCCUCUGCAAGCUUGCAAGCUGCUUUUCUAACAGCAAUCUCUUCAUCAAAUCAAGAAUUGCCAAGAUGCAGCCCUCCCCUCUCAUCUUUGAGAAUAGCCUUCGACAUCUGGAAACCCGCUAGUUGCUGCAAUGAAAAACCAAGUUGGGAGAUGUGGGGCGCUGUUUGUAUGUGAUUUGGAGAGGAAACUGGUGGGGGUGAGGGGGUGCUUUAUCGUUCACCCUCCAGCCAUGUGUCUCCAUCAUUUCCCAACUUUCCCCCCUCUUGUGGCUAAGAGACAUUUGGGAAGCCCAGCUGGAGGUGUGGGUAGAGGGGACAAGUGGAUCAGAUGGGUGGCCGAACCACCCUUUCCAGGCUGCCUCCAAAGAGGACCGUCUGCUGCUUCGUAGCUGGUUGGAGUGCUGGGCUCCCAGUUCUGUGUCUGCCAGCAAAGGUCGGUUUUAUCCCUUUCUCCCACUUAUGCACCCUCAAGUCCCACAGUCUGCAUUGCUUCUGCUCCUCUGGCUUACCCACGGGCAGUGGUUUUGCUAAUCAAGUUAGUGUGGCACACUCAAACCAUGUUGCCGAUUACCCAUCUUAGCUGCUUGGUGUGUGCAUGCCCAGCUAUGUCUCUUGUUCAGCACAGCUGACCUGCCAUUGCUCACUUCCACAGGUUGGCAUUAGAGUGGCUGGCUGGGCCGAGAAAGAGUUUCUUAGAAGAAGGCAGGGAGUUCACCCCAUCUUGCCAUUGUGGAUUCUUGUGCGCGAGUACACGUGUGCGUUCCUAUGUGUGGUUGCUGAUGAAUAAAGUUAUUGGGU
Rhineura floridana is the source of this 4363-nucleotide messenger RNA. RefSeq names its product solute carrier family 29 member 4 (gene SLC29A4). Gene Ontology annotation, cellular component: plasma membrane. The coding region runs from base 297 to 1883 and encodes 528 amino acids. Gene Ontology annotation, molecular function: nucleoside transmembrane transporter activity; monoamine transmembrane transporter activity. The record is from RefSeq and is a predicted model, not a curated record. The transcript is spliced from 11 exons. Gene Ontology annotation, biological process: nucleoside transmembrane transport. NCBI's taxonomy places the organism in Eukaryota, Metazoa, Chordata, Lepidosauria, Squamata, Rhineuridae.